UGGAAUUCGAAAACGCUACCAUGGCUCAGAACGUUCAGAACGUCACGUUGUCGCUCACUCUGCCCAUCACGUGCCACAUCUGCCUGGGGAAGGUUCGUCAGCCUGUCAUCUGCAUCAACAACCACGUGUUCUGCUCCGUGUGCAUUGAUGUGUGGUUGAAGAACAACAACCAAUGUCCAGCUUGCCGCGUGGCCAUCACCCCUGAAAAUCCCUGCAAAGAGAUUAUCGGAGGAACAAGUGAAAGCGAACCCAUGCUUAACCACACAGUCAGGAAACACCUUCGGAAAACUAGACUUGAACUGCUCCACAAAGAAUAUGAGGAUGAAAUUGAGUGUCUGCAGAAAGAAGUCGAAGAGCUCAGAGGUCAAAACCUCAGUUUGGAGUCACAUCUGAAAACUGUUCUCAGUAAUUUUCCCUUGACCCCAGGCAACCAGAAUGAAGAAAGGGACCAGAUUUCAGAGGAAAAGAGUAAAGUUAACCCAGAAACGGUGGCGGAAUGGAAAAAAGAACUCAGAACUGCUAAUGACAUAUACGAAAAAGUGAAAGAUGAUGUGGAAAAGCUGAAGGAGGCAAAUAAGAAACUGAAAUUGGAAAAUGGCAGCCUGGUGAGGGAGAAUUUGCGACUUAAGGCUGAAGUUGAUAAUAGAUCUCCCCAAAAGUUUGGCAGGUUUACGGUCGCCGCCCUUCAGUCUAAAGUGGAACAGUAUGAACGCGAAACGAGUCGCCUCAAGAAAGCUCUGGAGCGCAGCGAUAAGUAUAUCGAGGAACUAGAAUCUCAAAUCUCCCAUCUGAAAAACCACAGUGAGGAGAUGGAAAGCUCCAGCUCCAUUGGCCAAAGCGCACCUCCUGAGGGCGGCGCCGGCGACGAGGGCGGUAAGGAAGCCGCCGCGGCCCUGGAAAGCCCGGGAGAGACCCUGGGGGAGCUACCUGUGCCUUCUAGCCAGAGUCCCCCACCCCCAGCCCAAGCAGCGGGGAGCAGCCAGUCGGAGGGCAGCGGAGUUUGCACCAGCAUGACGAGCCCGGAGAGCUCAAACGAGGCCGAGCCGAGCUGCGAUAAAGGCAAAGAACUCUUCCCGGGCCGUGAAGUUCAACCAGCAGGUAUCGCCGACCCCAGUAUCGGGGCUUGCUUGGAAAGACGGUGGAGCAACAAGUCCGAUGAUGGGGCAUCCUACAAAGAUGAAGAACUCUAUGAUCUUCCGGCUCCUUCUACUCCCUCUCUGUCCCUCAGCUGCCUUCAGCUGAACACCCCAGACAACCAGGAAGGUUCCCUGGUGAAAGCCAAGGGCAUCAGGAAACACGCAAACCAUCUGAGGAAGCUGGUGUUCGAUGAUUUCUGUGGAGCCCCCGGUGACUGUGUCAAAGAUCCCCCCGAACUGGGGUCAAGCAGCGGGGAAAACAGGAGGAAGUCAGAGUGCUUCAAUCCGGAAAAGGCGGUGUUUUGGGAUUGUUGCCCGACCGACUACUCCCCAAGCUUAGGUUUUGAAAGUUCAGAGCCGGAUCCAGGAGCGAAUCCCUCGGGGGAACUAGCUAUGAAAGCCAACGAGAAGACAAGCUCUUGCCUCUCGAAAAGGUUACAUUCCAUCCGUUCUUUUGAGAUGAAUCGCACGAGAACAUCCAGUGAAGCGUCGAUGGAUGCCGCUUACCUGGAUAAGAUCUCCGAGCUGGACUCCAUGAUGUCCGAGUCUGACAACAGCAAGAGCCCCUACAACAACAGCUUUAAGUCCGUGGACUUGGAUACGCCGUCCAAAGCGGCUCCGUGUAGUGAAUUCCUGGAGGAAGUGGACAAGAAGCUGGAAGAGAGAACCAAACCGGGCGUCGUCCGAUGUUCCCUGUUGAGUGAUCAGUCAGGAAGUAAGAAUGAGUGGAAACCGGCCUCUUUUUUCAUCCUGUCUCCAACCGACCAGGAGGUGAAUGAGAACUUCCCCCUGUUUGGGACUCCCAAUUCGGGAACGAGUGAAUUCAAGCCCCAGAACUGUUUGUUUCAGCGGGAGUUCUCCCAGGGCUUUUUGCUCAGCAACUCGCCACGGUUAUUUGAAGAUCAGAAGUUGGGGUCAUCCUUUUUAAAGGUGUCCUCGGAGUUGCAUAAUCUUCAUAAUCCCCUUCAGUCUCCUUGGGCUGCUUCCUUUAUCCCUGAGAAGAGGAGUAAGAGUGUGAAUCAGUCAGCCAAAAGAAAAAUCCAGAACAGCCUUUCCAGUGCCAGCCCAUCAAAAGCUACUAAAAACUGACUCUGUUCCCUUUAACUGAGGGGGUUUGCCCUCGUCCCAUAAGAUGAAAAUGGCGGUUUCCAAGCGGUGUUUGGUUUUUUUUCCUUAGAUUUGGUUCCCAUUGACCGAUUAAGAAGGGAAAAGGAUUCAGCUGAGUCUUUUCUCCCACACCUUUCUUACCCGCCUGUAAACCGGACCUCUGUGAGUUGUGGGGUUUUACAAGGAAUUUUUUUUUAAUUCUGUGUGUCUGGGAAGAUGAGUAACUAAAUGCUUCAGUUCUUCGUUUGGAACGUUUGAGGGGCUGCUGGCAUUUGGGAGCAGCGAUAGUUUGACUUGGACACUGUCAAUUCCUGGUCUUUUGUCAUCAGAGAGCGUCUUUAAAAUGGCCGGGUCUCCACUGGCUAUAUAGCACUUCGUUUUCCUGGUGGUUUUCAGACUUGAGGAGAAUGGAUUACUCCCUCCAUGCCCUUGGCGGGAUCCCAAACUGGUGAAGUAGCACCGAACUGAAGUCUGUGUUGCUGUGUAGUUUUCUUUACGUUGUCUUUUCCUUUUAGCCAGAGUGGGCACAGCCCAGAUACGGGGAAGAAACCGCCUCGUGUUUGGUUUGAAUAAAGGUAUUUUGUGUCAGGCCCACUACCCCUUCUGGUCGUGCAGAGCCUAGAAUUCAGCAUCUGUUAAGAGGAAUAAAUGAUAGUUUCAUCCAUCUGGGGCAGAGGGCCCCAUACAUUCUCCACACUUAAGUCUAGUUCCCAGAAUUCUGCAUGACACUGUUCUUUCCCGAGGCCAUAGUUCAUGUGCAUGGUGACAUUUUAGAUCAUGCUGUGUUCUGUGAUUAACAGAAGUUAAGUUUCAGUUAGAUGAUAGAAUGUCUCUUAUUUAGGGCAGAUGCUUUCUUUUUUUGAGGGAGGGUUGGGGAAGAGCUAAGCACAAUUUUUAAUUUAAGCUCCGAAAAGCGUUGUUAUUCCUAACAUGUUCAGUGGGCCUGUGCAGGCCUUUAAAAAUGGGUUUGUAUGCUAAUGACUUGUUUACCUAAUGUGCACUGAACAUUUUACAUUAAUACUGUACUGUUUUACAUUAAUUCAGCAUGUUUUUUCUAUGUGAAUUGAAUAAAGGAUGUCAUAAGUACGGUA
Tachyglossus aculeatus (Australian echidna) is the source of this 3334-nucleotide messenger RNA. RefSeq names its product ORC ubiquitin ligase 1 (gene OBI1). The transcript has 6 exons. NCBI's taxonomy places the organism in Eukaryota, Metazoa, Chordata, Mammalia, Monotremata, Tachyglossidae. Gene Ontology annotation, molecular function: ubiquitin-protein transferase activity. Gene Ontology annotation, biological process: regulation of DNA replication; protein monoubiquitination. The coding region runs from base 21 to 2225 and encodes 734 amino acids. The record is from RefSeq and is a predicted model, not a curated record.